Molecule: messenger RNA, 1677 nt
Organism: Vicia faba (fava bean)
Lineage: Eukaryota; Viridiplantae; Streptophyta; Magnoliopsida; Fabales; Fabaceae
Source: the annotation of a GenBank genome assembly
AUGAACUCUAGCACAUUAACCCUAAUUUUCUUCUUAAUAUCUUCAUUAAUCCCACAUUUUCUUCUCACAUUAUCAUCAUCAUUCUCAUUCUCAUUACCCUUUAGCAAUCAAGGAGAAUGGCGAUUAUUACAACCAACCAUUGGAAUCUCAGCCAUGCACAUGCAACUUAUACACAAUGACAAAAUCAUCAUUUUCGAUCGAACCGAUUUCGGCCCUUCAAAUCUACCUCUUUCCAAUGGCAAUUGUCGAAUGGAUCCAUUCGAUACCGCCCUUCAAAUCGAUUGCACUGCUCACUCCAUUCUUUACGACAUUUUAACCAACACCUUCCGGUCCUUAACUGUACAAACAGAUACAUGGUGCUCCUCAGGUUCUGUCCUCCCAAACGGUACAUUAGUCCAAACCGGUGGUUUCAACGACGGAGAACGUAGAAUCCGAAUGUUUACACCAUGUUUCGAUAAUACUUGCGAUUGGAUCGAGUUCCCGAGCUACUUAUCCGAAAGAAGAUGGUAUGCAACAAAUCAAAUACUACCGGAUAGCCGCAUUAUCAUAAUCGGAGGUAGAAGACAAUUCAACUACGAAUUUGUUCCUAAAGAAACAACAUCUUCUUCAUCAUCGUCUUCAAUUCAUCUUCCAUUUCUUCAAGAAACCAAUGAUCCAAGCGAAAACAACUUAUAUCCUUUCGUUCAUCUUCUGCCAAACGGAAACCUUUUCGUAUUCGCAAACACACGAUCUAUAUUACUAGAUUACAAAAACAACGUGAUCGUUAAAGAGUUUCCCGAGAUUCCAGGUGGUGAUCCUCAUAACUAUCCAAGUUCAGGUUCAUCUGUUCUUCUUCCGCUCGACGAAAACCAAGCCACCAUUGAAGCUAUAGUCAUGAUUUGUGGAGGAGCGCCUCGUGGUUCAUUCGAAGCUGCUUCGAAGCAAAACACAUUCGUGAAAGCACUUACAACAUGUGGAUUUCUCAAAGUAACUGACUCAAACCCUAGUUGGGUUAUGGAGGAAAUGCCAAUGGAAAGAGUUAUGGGAGAUAUGUUAAUUCUACCAAACGGCGAUGUUAUCAUAAUCAACGGCGCUGGAUCGGGGACUGCUGGUUGGGAAAACGGGCGUCAACCGGUUUUAACACCGGUGAUUUUCCGUUCAUCGGAAACUGAGUUAUCGAAACGGUUUAGCGUGAUGUCACCGGCUUAUAGACCUAGGCUUUAUCAUUCUUCUGCAGUGGUGUUAAAAGAUGGAAGAGUUUUAGUUGGUGGUAGUAAUCCACAUGUAAACUACAAUUUCACUGGAGUUGAAUUUCCAACUGAUUUAAGCUUAGAAGCGUUUUCUCCACCGUAUUUGUCGCCGGAGUUUUAUCCGAUACGGCCAACGAUUCGACAUAUCACCAACACUAUAUUAGGGUAUAGGGUUUUCUAUUAUGUUACAUUUACCGUAGGUAAUUUUGGUUCGGCGAGCGAUGUUUCGGUUAGGUUAUUGGCGCCGUCGUUUACCACACAUUCUUAUGGAAUGAAUCAGAGGAUGGUGGUUUUGAAGUUGAUUGGGAUAACAAUGGUGAAUUUGGAGACUUAUUAUGCUACUGUUUUGGGUCCAUCUACUCAAGAGAUUGCACCACCGGGUUAUUAUCUUUUGUUUUUGGUGCAUGAGGGUGUGCCUAGUUUUGGUGAAUGGGUGCAACUCAUGUAA